AGUACCAUGGAAACAAUGAGAGCGUUGUUUUUUCUCUUGACAACCUUAACAAUUUUCAUGUCUGUUUCAACAACAACAUCACUAUCACCCAUUCAAAAUCUUCUCAAUUGUUUUUAUCAUUAUUCUCAAUCUUUUAAUUCAUCUGACAUUAUUUACGGUCCAAAAAACCCCUCAUUCUCAACCAUCCUAAAUAUGAAAAUACAUAACAAGAGAUUUAAAACAGCAACAUCACCAAAAGCUUUAGCAAUUAUAACUCCAAAAGAUGAUUCUCAUGUCCAAACAACAAUUAAAUGUGCCAAAAUCAACAACUUCCAAUUAAGAAUCCGAAGUGGCGGCCACGAUUAUGAAGGCUUCUCAUACUUAUCAGACGUGCCUUAUGUUAUAAUUGACUUGCUUCACCUCAAUUCAGUUGAAGUCAAUUUACAAGAUGAAACAACAUGGGUUGAAGCUGGUGCAACACUUGGUAAGAUUUAUUAUACCAUUUCAAAGAAAAAUAAUUCUCUUGCUUUCCCAUCUGGGGUCUGUUUUUCUCUAGGUGCUGGUGGUCAUUUCUCUGGUGGUGGGUAUGGUAAUUUGAUGAGAAAAUUUGGUCUUUCUAUUGAUAAUAUCAUUGAUGCAAAAAUUGUUGAUGUCAAUGGUAAUAUCCUUGAUAGAAAGUCAAUGGGAGAAGAUCUAUUUUGGGCUAUAAGGGGUGGUGGUGGUGCUAGUUUUGGUGUUAUUCUUUCAUGGAAACUUAAACUGGUUCAAGUAACUCCACAAGUUACUGUUUUCAAUGUCAAAAGGAACAUGGAUGAAGGUGCAACUGAUGUUGUAUACAAAUGGCAAUUAGUUGCACCAAAAUUGCAUAAAGAUAUUUUUAUUAGAGCGCAACAUAAUGUUGUUACAAUUAGUGGUAAAAAGAUAGUGCAAGUUAGUUUCAUUGGUCAAUUUUUGGGAACAAUUGAAAGACUUUUGCCGUUGAUCAAUGAGAGUUUCCCUGAAUUAGGUUUAAAGAAAAAUGAUUGCUCUUCAAUGCCUUGGAUUAAUUCCACAUUUUUUUGGUAUGAUAUUCCAAUUGGCACUCCUCUUGAAGCAUUGUUAGAUGAACCAAAAGAUCCUAAACCAAUUUAUAUCAAAGGUCAAUCAGACUAUGUGAAGAAACCAAUUCCUAAAAAAGAUAUCGAAUCUAUAUGGAAAUUGAUGGUUGAAGGUGAGACGUUGUCUAUGCAAUGGAAUCCUUAUGGUGGAAGGAUGGAAGAGAUAUUGCCAUCAGAAACACCAUUUCCUCACAGAGCUGGAAACUUGUUCUUGAUUCAAUACAUUAAUUCUUGGAUAGAAGAAUCUCCUGGAGCUAUUGAACAUCGUGUGAAUUUUUCAAGGUUGUUUCACGAAUUCAUGACGCCCUAUGUUUCGAAUUCUCCAAGGGAAGCAUUCCUCAAUUAUAGAGAUGCUGAUGUUGGUGCCAAUCAUCCAAGUAAUGCAACAAAAAUUGAUGUUGCGAGAACUUAUGGAAGCAAGUAUUUCAAAGAAAAUUUUGAAAGAUUAGUUAGUGUGAAAACCAAAGUUGAUCCUGAGAAUUUUUUUAGAUACGAACAAAGCAUACCUAGUAGGUUAUCUAAAACUCAUAUUUAGUGUCAAUUUCUAAUGAAAUAAAAUGGAAUAAUAAGCCCCUCUGGAAAAAAUGGAAUAAUACUAUUUUUCAUUGAAAAUUGCA
This is a messenger RNA of Medicago truncatula (barrel medic), 1693 nucleotides long. RefSeq names its product berberine bridge enzyme-like 17. Gene Ontology annotation, molecular function: oxidoreductase activity; FAD binding. The transcript has a single exon. NCBI's taxonomy places the organism in Eukaryota, Viridiplantae, Streptophyta, Magnoliopsida, Fabales, Fabaceae. Bases 7 to 1611 code for a protein of 534 amino acids. The record is from RefSeq and is a predicted model, not a curated record.